AACGUUUUCCCGGAUGCUGAGGCAUGCGCCCUAAAAACUCUGGAAUUGAUGUAUUGCAGAGCGCAGAUCUGCAUUUAUUACCUGCUGUGGACAGCGACGCUGAGCCUAAAACUUACCUUGGAACAGGAGACCACUACAGUGGAAAGUUGGGACUGCCCUGCAGAAUGCAUUUGCCUUUCCCCGAAACAGGUUCUCUGCAAUACAGGUGGGCUAAAAGACAUUCCCACCCAACAGUUGCCUCAAACAGUGGAGGAACUGUCCCUGACGAAGAACAACUUCCCAAUAAUAAAAGGCGACGCAUUCGCCGGUCUGAGAGUCCUCAGGAAGUUAAUGAUGGAUGGUAAUAACAUCUCCACAAUACGUCCAUUUGCGUUUCGAGGGCUAAGUAGGCUACGUGAGCUCUCCAUACAGCACACUCCUCUACCUUUCAUCGAGAAGUUCUCAUUCGCCGCCCUGCAAAAUGUGUCAGUGUUACUGCUGGCCAACAACAAGAUCCGUUAUAUAGAAGGGUAUUCUUUUGCUGGUACGUCGAACAUUCGUGUGAUCCUCUUGAGCAAUAAUCCUCUGCUCAGGAUCCAGACUCACGCAUUUUCUGGUCUGACCAACGUUGUACAUCUAAUCUUCCCCUAUGGCAUCAGAACCAUAGAACCAGAUGCUUUUGAUGGCCUACAGCAUGUUGGUUUGUUGAAAUUGACCUACAUGGACCUGUCUUCCCUCCAGUCAUACACCUUCCGUGGCCUGUCCUAUGUGCAUUCGUUAAACAUACAAGAGAGUGACCUGGGCAUUCUUGAAAGAGCUGCCUUUGCUGGGCUCAGUCAUGUGGAGAGAUUAAAUAUACUUAACAACAAGAUCGAUCUGAUUGAGAAGCUGUUUCUGAGGUAUGAAAAUAACAUAGAGAUGCUGAGAUUUCAUGGAAACCAUGUGCUAGAGGCACCUAGACAUGCCAGAGAUAUUAAUCUUGAAGUGAACUCCAUCAGUGCCAUUGAUAACCACUUUCCAUGCGACUGCCAGGCCCACAAUGUGUUGGAAAGCGAUUUUGUGAAUGGUACUAUCAGCGACUUUCAGAAGAGGAAUUUCUGUAUCUCUCCUAUUGAGUACAAUGGCAAACUGAUGAAUCUUGUGGAUUUCGAUUUGGUAGCCAGGUGUCAUGACAAUGUUGUACAGGACAACUUGGGCUCUGGUGUAAUUGGAGUCUUCACACUACCUACAACCCUGUUCCUUAUUCUUCUGUUCCCCAUGAAUUUCUUUCAAUGA
Habropoda laboriosa is the source of this 1254-nucleotide messenger RNA. Its product is annotated as leucine-rich repeat-containing protein 15. Gene Ontology annotation, cellular component: voltage-gated potassium channel complex. Gene Ontology annotation, molecular function: potassium channel activator activity; transmembrane transporter binding; voltage-gated potassium channel activity. The transcript has 3 exons. Lineage: Eukaryota; Metazoa; Arthropoda; Insecta; Hymenoptera; Apidae. Bases 49 to 1254 code for a protein of 401 amino acids. The record is from RefSeq and is a predicted model, not a curated record.